Molecule: messenger RNA, 866 nt
Organism: Uranotaenia lowii
Lineage: Eukaryota; Metazoa; Arthropoda; Insecta; Diptera; Culicidae
Product: trypsin 3A1-like
Exons: 2
Coding region: 72-833 (253 amino acids)
Biological process (GO): proteolysis
Molecular function (GO): serine-type endopeptidase activity
Source: RefSeq, a predicted model, not a curated record
CCUCUACAAACUCACGAGUCUUCCAGUGGUUAACUUAGUAGGAAGGAAGAUUCGUAUCGCGGUGAUCCAUCAUGACCAAGCUUCUGUUUCUGGCCCUGUGCGCCGUCUUCCUGGCGGUAGCGAAUGCACGCUACGUGAGCAAAAGCAAAAUCGUCGGAGGAUUCCAGAUCGAAAUUGCCGAGGUGCCGUACCAGGUGUCGUUGCAGAAGAACGGUCGCCACAACUGCGGAGGAUCGAUCAUCGCUGAUCGGUGGGUUCUGACGGCGGCUCAUUGCGUUACCAAUCGGGAUGCCAGUCUGUACACCGUUCGAGUUGGAUCCACCGAUCGGACCGAUGGCGGAGAACUGAUCCAGGUUGAAGAAGUUAUCCCCCACGAAAGCUACAACGAUGCCACGGCUGACUUCGAUUUCGCCCUGCUACUGUUGAGUGAAGCCAUCGGAUACAACGAUACUGUCCAGGCGAUCGAACUAGCUGCCGUCGAUGAGGUCAUUGAAGAUGGAACCAUGUCGAUCGUUUCCGGUUGGGGAGCUACCCACAAUCCCGAAGAAGACAACCAGCAGCUGCGAGCUACAAACGUUCCGACCGUUAACCAGCAGGAAUGCGUCGAAGCGUACUCGAAAAUUGGACCGGUAACGGAACAGAUGAUCUGCGCCGGAUACAAGGCAGGAGGUCAGGAUUCGUGCCAGGGAGAUUCCGGUGGCCCACUGGCCAUCGAUGGGCGUCUGGUGGGAGUUGUGUCCUGGGGUCAAGGUUGUGCUGAACCCGACCUGCCGGGAGUGUAUGCCCGGGUUUCGGCCGUCCGUGAAUGGAUCCAAGAAGUGGCUGAAGUGUAAGGUGAUGGGUAGGAAAUAAAUUGGAUGAAAUGA